Bursaphelenchus okinawaensis is the source of this 1888-nucleotide messenger RNA. The record is from the annotation of a GenBank genome assembly. NCBI's taxonomy places the organism in Eukaryota, Metazoa, Nematoda, Chromadorea, Rhabditida, Aphelenchoididae.
AUGUCGAUUAAUCUACCGGCUAUUAAAAAUAAUGUUAAACACAACAAUAAUAUCAACAAAGUCAAGAAGAACAAACUUAUUGGACCAUUACCACCACUUGGUAAGUACAUAACUCAGUAAUAGCUUUUUGUGCUAGUUUUGACUUUUAGAUAAUGCCGUCUUAGAUUUACCAUAAUACGUUUAUGAAAGUUCUCAAACGAUAUUCCUAUGUGAAUAAGCCCAUGGCAAAGUUUAACGUGUGUCUUGACACGAAAAGCCUGAUUAUUCAGAUUUUUUUUGUAACUGGAAGAAAUAUAAUAUGGUGUUCAAAUCAUUCCGUGCCUUUACCAAAGCACAAUUUUUGAGUUAGGGAGCUCAGAAUUAUUUGAACGACCUACUAUAUUAUAUGUAUACGAUUUACUGUAGGUUAUAUACGACAUACAGUAACGUAUAUACAAAAUUUAAAUUAAUUUUUUAGAAAAAAACAAAAAAGAUGCCUCGUCAAUGUGGAAGCGGUUGGAACACAAGCCAGUUAUAUUACCUAAACUACUGGUGGCUGAAAAAGCGCCUUCGAUUGACUUGUAUUCGACUGAUGGAGGUAACAUUCAUCAGACUUCAGCUGAACUGGCCAAGAAAUUGGACUUCUUUUCUAAAUUUUUGACUGACAAAAGUUUAGAUGCAAAGAAAGUUAGCGAGUACCUCAAGUUUCAGAAGUAAGUGCAUUGCUUAUCAGUAUAGUACUGGCCCCAGGGAGCCUAGCUUAGGUUCUGCAACAAAAGAUUUUACUUGCAAAAAGUCUAAACAUAUCAGACCGGGCCGAAAAAUUAGACGCGGGCCCUUUAGCCGUCUAGUUAAUAUACAUUAAAGUAAUUUAAACCUACAGUUUACUUACAGUAGUUCAUACCUAUUUAAAGCACGUUAACCAUCUUAUUUGUUCAAUGACUCUUCCAAAAACAAUUUUGUUGACCUUUCCAAUGUAACUCAUAGCAGUGUAAACAAACUACUUUUUACAUUCUGAUGUUGUUUAUUUAGCUUUUGCCAAGUUCACGGUGAUUCAGAAAAGAAACAGCGUCUGUUCUACUCACUCAAAGCAAGGAAAUCCAUUAUUCAGCGUGAGAUCGAGGUGGUCAAACAAGAACUACAAGGCUAUGACAGCGCCGAGAAGCUGUUCAAUGUGUUCUUUGCUAAUAAAGUAAGUUUGUUAGAUAAAAAGGUACAAAAAAAGUUUUAAAAUGCAAAAAAAAUUGAAAAAACUGAAUUUUUAUGUUAUUUAUGAAAUUUUCAUCAAUUUAUAAAACAAAUUUAAAAAUUUUUAUAGGACAAAGACAUCCAUGAGCUGUGCGAUGAAACAAUAGAAAAGUAUUCAAACUUAUCAUACGAGUUGGUGUCUCUAAAGGCUAAAGAAGAACAUUGGAAGACCAAACUCAAGCUUCAAAAGGCAGUGUAAGUUAUUUUAUAGUUUCUUUUUAUUUCUUAUUCUGUUGUUCAAAUAAUUCUGUGCCCCUAACUCCAAAAAUUUGUUUUGAAAAGAGGCACAGAAUUAUUUGAACAACCUAAUAUAUUGUAAAAUACGAAGUCUCGUCCUUUUGUACUUUUCAUAUGGCAAUGUCUAUAACAUAAGACAAACACUAUAGCUAUAGUCAACUCUUUCAGUGCAAACCGCUACAUCGACCACGACCAGAUCACGAUGCUUCACAAAGAACUCGACAUUGAGCUUUUGCUUAUUGUGCGACUAGACAAAGAUAUCGCGACUUUGGUCACUCAAAGUUAUGACAUGUUGUCAUCCGAUCCGGUCGAAGUGUCAACGCCUGAGGCCGACGAUUUGAGACCCCAGUCCAAACAAUAUAUGGAGGCAUUGAACCAGCUGAUCCAUCUGAAGGGUGGCAAAAAACAAAAACGAGCAAAAUAA